Messenger RNA from Penicillium taxi, 2058 nucleotides. RefSeq names its product Het-C domain-containing protein. NCBI's taxonomy places the organism in Eukaryota, Fungi, Ascomycota, Eurotiomycetes, Eurotiales, Aspergillaceae. The transcript is spliced from 4 exons. The record is from RefSeq and is a predicted model, not a curated record. The coding region runs from base 1 to 2058 and encodes 685 amino acids.
AUGUCCUUCAUCCGAGCCUCUCCCGUGUUGCUCGUAUGCCUGCUCUUUCUACUACCUCAGGUCCACGCCUUUGGUGCUGGUAAUAUUGCCUCGAUCUCUGCCGUCGAGGGUCAGAACUGGCGCCAUGGAGAUAUCGAGGAUAUGCUUAAGAACAUCGCGUUCAUCGCCGGGCAUAAAUGGACAUCGACUCAGAUCAAGCGCGUCUACUUUGGAAAUUGGCUGCGUGACUAUUCACAGGCUAUGGAUGUCGGGACUCUUAAGUCUCUUCAAGCUGAAACAAUCCGCAUCUUGGUGUGGGUCCUGUCAUUCUUGAACUUCGGCUAUGCGACUGGAGAAUUUGAGGUUACCUCGGAGCGCCUGGGAGUUUACCGGCCAGAAGAGCAUAUUGACAACCCUAAAGAUUAUGCCGAUAACCUAGAUGCCCGCCAGUAUGAUAGUCGUCUGCGACCCCCGGUCCGUCAAAUUGAGCUCGAUAUUGACCAUGAGACUGGAAUGAAAAACUACAUCGCCAAUGAAAAAGGUGACUGGGCAACCAGUUCCGCCUAUGUCAAGUUUAGUCUUUGCCGGAGCAUCCACUAUGGACGUAUGUACCUACACGGCGGGGAGCGCAAGGGCAACGAAGAAGACUUAUGUGAAGCCCUUCGCUGUCUUGGCCAGGGUCUCCAUACACUCGAAGAUUUCGCAGCCCAUACAAACUACUGCGAACUUGUGCUACGUGAAUUGGGCUUCCACAACGUCUUCCCCACACACAGGAACUGCCACACAAAUCAACUACUUGGAGAGGCAACCGAUCAUUUCACUCAGUCCGAAGUCAACGAGAUGGAUAUUGCUCUUGGAAAUGCGGAGAACAACUCUCACUCUAGCAACCCUCUCGGUGCACUCACCGGGCUUCUGGGCAAGAUACCUGGAACGAGAGAGCUGGUCUCUGAGGCUGAGCACCUGAAGCAGACUUCAGAAGUGCAGGAGACGGCUAAUCGUUCCCGAGGAUCACACAUGGGCUAUGCUCGUGGUUUCGAGCAGGACCGUGCAGAGCCUUCUUCAACCAGGCCAGGCACAGGACUCCAAGGCAUGCCAGAUUUCAAUCCACAGGAAACAGUAGCCAAGAUUUAUCCAAUCCUAGCUUUCCGUGACAAGGUGGUUCGGAAACUCAACUCGAUUAUCGAAAAAAUCCCCGGCUUGGAGGCCAUUAUGGAGAAGAUCUCGGAGACACUGACGGUGUUCAUCAUGUCCCUUCUUGCCCCAUUCAUCCGCCCUCUGAUCAGCGCGGCGUCUAAAUCCCUGCAGACAGGAUCGGCUGGCGUCAUUGAUGCCUCAGGAAAGCACCAGUACGAACCGUGGACCGAUCCCCACUGCACGGAUCCUACACACUCCAUGCUCUCCAAGGAUCACUUCGCCAACAUUCUGAACGAGCCCGCCGGCCGAGUGGCAUCUUCCAUCUUGCAAUACGUCGCACCCCGCGUUCUAUAUGCGUGGCAGCACAUCGAAGUUUCCGAGCACGAGGUAAUGAACGACUGCAUGCAUGUCUUCCACAACCCCGCUGUCCGGAAUAUGCACAACGAAGUUCACCGCAAUAUGUUCGAAGCCGUUGAGAAAUGGGCCCAUGCCCGCCCCGACCACGGCCAUUCCUUCAAUGACGUCCUCAGCGCCGAGGGAGUCAGAGCAGGCCGUAACACCGGCGGUGUACCCCAUACCCAUGGCGGUGGUCAAGGUGGCUUUGCUGCGCUGGGAGGUGGUGCCCAUGGCCAUCAGGGACAAGGACACUCCCAAUCUCAAUCCCAUGGACUGGGAUCAUUCUUCUCUGGAGGCCAACAGCAGAAUCACUCGUCGCAAUCGCACCACUCAUCUGGUAUGCCUUGGGAUAAUCUCUCCAGCCUGCCCAUCCCCGGCAUCAAUAGGCUUGAGAGCACCAUUAACAGCUUUAUUCCCGGUGGCCUUUUGCACGGUUCGUCCAGGGAGGUUGAUGAGAGUGAGGGAAGGACUGGAAAUGAUGGCUAUGAACAGGGCCAUCAUCAUUCACACUCACAUGACCAAACUGGCCAUGGCAGAUAUCAAUAUUAA